Messenger RNA from Drosophila rhopaloa, 389 nucleotides. RefSeq names its product drosomycin-like. The coding region runs from base 76 to 285 and encodes 69 amino acids. The transcript has a single exon. The record is from RefSeq and is a predicted model, not a curated record. Lineage: Eukaryota; Metazoa; Arthropoda; Insecta; Diptera; Drosophilidae. Gene Ontology annotation, biological process: defense response.
UCUGAACCCAUAAAUCAAGUCCGAACUCUGUUUGAAGGCACUACUCUAUUUACCAUUUUUGUGGAAAGCGACAAUAUGCAGAUCAGGUUCCUGUACUUCUUCCUCGCUGUGAUGACUAUCUUCAUCCUGGGCGCCAAGGAAGCGGAUGCCGACUGUCUUUCUGGACGAUAUCGAGGACCCUGUGCCAUCUGGGAUAACGAGACCUGUCGUCGUGUCUGCAAGGAGCAAGGACGAUCCAGUGGACACUGCAGUCCCAGUUUGAAGUGCUGGUGCGAGGGAUGCUAAUGCCAACCCAACAUUCCCGAAACUUGUUAAAUAAAAGUUUUUAUAUGAAAGCACCAGUUGAGUACUACAAAUACAUAUAUUACUGCAAAGACAUUUGAUUUAAU